ACACAUCACUAUUUUAUGUUGCGGAGUCGCUGAAGAGAGGGAGAGAGGGAGAGAGAGAGCGAGAUGAACAGAUUAGAGAUAAAUGUGUGAUUAUUAUAUUUAUUUUUCAUGGCUGUAGAAUAAUAUUAAUGACGGUACAGUAGUUUUCCCGUCGCUGAGACUUAUGGGUAAACAGGAAGUGAUGGUGUUUAGGAGCGUCAGUGUGUGAGAGCGAAACUGAAGGCUGAGUUGAGAAGCUCCGAGCUCAUGAAGCUCCUCCACUGAUCACUGCUUUCUUCUCUCUCACCCUGCAGGAGAUCCUCCUCCUCCUCCUCUUCCUCCUGCUCCUGAUCGGACACUCCGGAAACAGUGAGUCUGUGCGCUGAAGCUGAGAACACACCAGCACUGAGGAUGAUAAUGAUGAGUGUGGCACUUCCGGUUGAGUGACAUGUCGUCUCCAUCACCGGUACAGAUCAGGGAGGCGAACGCACAUCUGGCUGCUCUGCACAGGAGAGUGGCAGAUCUGGAGCAGAAGCUGGAGGCAGCUGAGAUCACACUGCGAGAGCAGGCCGAGAGUCUGAUCCGGAAAGAUGAACACCUCAGAGCAGCGACACAGGAGAUAACUGAAAACAAGGACAGCCUCAUCCUCAGCUCCAGGGAGAUUUCAUACCUCCACGAGAAGCUCUGUCAGUCUGAGGAAUCCAUUCAGAAGCUCCAGCACACGGUGAAGGAGAAAGAUUCCCUGAUUGGGCAGUUGCAGCACCGCUGCCAGCUGUUGGACAACAUCUGUAAAAGCCGUCCUCUGUUAGACAGCAUGCUGGCUCAGAUGGCCGAGGUGGAGAGAAUGGGGCCUGUGACUGAGCUGGGAAACGUCACAGCAGAUACUUCACUCACAGACGGAGAGUCCAACUGCAGCCCCUGUGGUCUGUCCAAUCACAAAGACUUUUCCCUGAGUGACGAUGACUUGGACGAUCCCGAGCUGGAGGGUGUGAUGUUCGGAACAACAGUAUGAAAGUGGAUGUGUCCUGUUUGCAUAUUUAGUGUGUUUAGUAGAGCAGAUGUGGAAGUUCAUCCACAAGAAGUGUUGACUUGCUUUCGAAUGGUUCUUUUUCUCUAAAUGUCUUUCCUGUUUAAUGAAUGAUGUUUUUAACACUAGUGUGGGUACGAGACAGCAAACUGCUCCAUGACAUGAUCUCAGUAAAGCUGGAGGAACUAAAAUACACCCAAUCAUUCAGAAAGAGACAAACGGGAGAAGAAACCUCUCUCAUGUGGUACAUGACCUUCAUGAGACGGACAGACGGAGAUGUCUGGGCUCCAAAAUAAUCGAUAUGUAAAUGAUUUGUUAAUCAAGUUGUAAUUUUCCUCUUCAUCUUCUUGGUAUUAAUUCACAUUUAUUUUACUUUCAGUUGAAUGUUGGGUUCCGUCUGAACACGGCGGAGAUUCAGUUCCAUCUCUUUGGGUUGUUGGAUGAUUCGUUUCAUUCACCCCUGAAAUCAGUUUAUUUGAGAGUGUGAACUAACAAUCACUUAAUUAUUGGUGACUGUUGCACAUGUUCUAAUUCUCGAAUGUUGUGGAACAUUAAAGCUGGGAAACAAAAACUGAAAUAUUUUACUCUGGUUUAUGCGAAGGUGAAGUGCUACUGCAUCAUGGCACGGUGCUUGUGUAAUCCAGGCAUGUGUGUGUUACUGUUUCUUUUCUACAGAGUUAAUUGGUGCCUCAAAUGUGAUCACUGGAAUUAUUUAUUCUACAUUAAUAAACUAUUUUGUUAUUCUA
Silurus meridionalis is the source of this 1752-nucleotide messenger RNA. RefSeq names its product vimentin-type intermediate filament-associated coiled-coil protein-like. Lineage: Eukaryota; Metazoa; Chordata; Actinopteri; Siluriformes; Siluridae. The record is from RefSeq and is a predicted model, not a curated record. The coding region runs from base 428 to 991 and encodes 187 amino acids. The transcript has 4 exons.